Molecule: messenger RNA, 2448 nt
Organism: Yarrowia lipolytica CLIB122
Lineage: Eukaryota; Fungi; Ascomycota; Dipodascomycetes; Dipodascales
Biological process (GO): protein folding in endoplasmic reticulum
Cellular component (GO): EMC complex
Source: RefSeq, a predicted model, not a curated record
AUGAAGUUGCAACUGAGUGUACUGGCCUGUGUGGCAUCGACGGUUGUCGCCGUUUUUAUCGACGAGGUUGGUGUCAACGACUGGGUACGAUUAAGCGCCCCCGAAAGCAUCAAAGUGCUCGACAAUGUUGCAUAUUUGGCAUCGGCAGACGCUCUCUCUGCCCUCGACCUUUCUUCAGACGCCCCCAAGGGGAUCAAAUGGAGCCGGCGAUUUUCCGACAAUAGCUCAAUCACACUCAAGAAUGACCACGCGAUUGUGCAGGAACAAAGUGUGUCGUACGGGUUCAAUUUGAAAGACGGAGGUCUGUCAUGGGAGAGCCAUGAGAAGGACGUGCUCAAGGAGGGUGUUAUUGUGACCACAGAGGACGACACCUAUGUGGCACAAGCUGACAACGCUCUGGGAUCAAUUAGGCUGUUCAAGCUCAACCGAGGAGUGCCCGAGGAACAAUGGUCCGCUACUGCUGAUCCCAUCAGAGACCUGGCGGUGGUCGAUAUCAGCACCGGGGAGGGAGAGCAACAGGAGAUCAACACUUCGGUUGUUGCUCUUGAGGACGGACGGUCCAGCACCAAGGUCCGGAUCAUUUCUAAGGACUCCGACAAGUCCAUCACCAUGGGUCUGUGCCAGCGACUGAUCAAGUUCCAGCCCUUCGCCUCCAAGUUUUUGGUUUCGUGUAUCAUCAGCGAAAAGGUGCACCUGACCCUGAUCGAUCUGGAGUCGAAGAAGACUGUUACCACCAGCGUUAUCGGCCAGGAGGGCCAGGUUCAUGUCUCUGGUGCUGAUAUCUUUGUGCUAGGAGAUGACAAGCUGUAUAAGAUUGAUCUUUCCGAGUUUGCGCCUGUUCUCAUCGGUGACAUUCCCCAUGGAAAAGACGCUGUCAUUUCACUCCAGGAACAGCUUGUGGUUCAGGACUCUGCUGCAAUUGAGACGUUCGACUACUCUCUCAACAAGAAGGCUUCUGUGGCCCAGAUUCCCUUUUCUCUGACAUACACUGGGUCUGACAACUUCCUUGUUGCCUCUCCUACGUCUCUCAACGUCCUCACUCCCGAGGGUAAGUCUCUGUGGUCUUCUCCUGUCCUCUCGUCUAUCAUCACUGCUGCUUUCAUUGACAAGGAUGAGGUCAAGGCCGAUGACGCUUUUAACAUCAACACCGACCCCGUGACCGCCUUUAUCAACCGAAUCCAGUCCCACGUUGCCCAGCUGCCUCAUCUUAUCAAGUGGUUCUCUUCUCUAACCCUUGACGUUCUGGAGGUGUCUACUGACAACGACCACUUCUUCGAGAAGCUGCUGAUUGUGGCUACUCCCUCUGGUCUCACUGCCAUUGAUACCACCACCAACACCAACGCCUGGGAGGUGGAUAUUCCAGGUGUCACCAAACUCACCUCUGUCGCUAACGGAGUUGUUGCUACCACACCCAAUGGAGACAUUGCUUACGAUGCUCACGGAGUGGAGUUCAGUGCUCCCGAGUCUGACUCGGAGUACACCGUCAAGACCACCGGAAACAUUAUUCAGGGAUACAGGAGCGGCCAGCCCACCUGGACCUGGAGUCCUGCAGCUGGUUCCAUCGCCAAGACCGUGUCCAAGAAUCUGGACGACGAGUCUGUGUCUAUUGGCACUAUCCUCGGAGACCGAACCGUGCUAUACAAGUACCUGUACCCCAACGUAAUUGCUGCUGCUUCCGUUGAUGAAACUGCCGGAACUCUGCUUAUCACUGUGCUCGACUCUGUUACAGGUAACACCCUGUACCAGUCUAUUCACAACGACGUCAAGUCCUUCAGCGACAUUGUUUUCGGCGAGUACUGGAUCACCUACUCUUAUGUUUCUGGUGGUGCCCUUCCCGGUGCCAAGCUCGUCACCUGCGACUUCUACGAGUCCACUACCCCCAAUGAGCGAAAGUCCACUGACGAGAUGUCUGCCUUUGACAUGUUUGUUCCCGAGACCAUCUGCCAGGCCUUUGGCAUCGAGUCUGAAGUUACUGCUCUAUCUGUCUCCAAGACCACCUUUGGUAUCACAUCCCGAGAUGUCAUUGUCGCUCUUGCUGACGGACGAGUUGCCUCAAUCCCUCGACAGGCCAUCAACCCUAGACGACCCGUUGGACGAGCUGCUACUGCUGCUGAGAUGGAGGAAGGUCUGGGAACUUACGAUCCCUUCCUUGCCAUCUUCCCCCAGAUGCUCAUUUCACACUCCUAUUCUCUAAAGGGCGACAUCAUUGUCACCAGCGGAGCUACUUUGGAGUCGACUUCUCUGGUGGCUGUUCUAUCCACCAACGGAGACAUUUUCUUCACCCGAAUCUUCCCUUCCACCGCCUUCGAUCUCAUGAAGCCCAAUUUCAGCAAGAAGAACCUCGUGUACACUGUGCUGGCCCUGGGUAUUGCCGUGCGAUACAUGGGCCCCGUGGUCGCCAAAAGACUCAACAACCAAAAGUGGGGUGUUGGUCUCAUUGAGAAAUAA